AUGUUCAGCGAUUGUCCCCCGCAGCCUAUAUACUCCCAGACUUGGGAUGUAAGUUGCGUGACUAAAUAUCUCUUGACGCUCGGGAAUAGCCGGUAUUUGUCUCUAAAACAAUUAUUAUGGAAGUUAGCUAUGUCGUUCGCCCUAACUUUUCCAGAAAGAGUCUACGCACUAACAAAGCUGGAUCUACGCUACUGUCCUGUUCUUCCAGAAGGUGUAGAGUUCACAUUCUCGCUCCUUGUGAACGGGGCUCGUUUGAUCAGAUUCCCAAGGCAUUAUUCGCUCGAUUCCCUUCCAACUUCAAACUUUGGCCAGUUGAGACACUGCGAUCUUACUUAAAGGAAACACGCGCGAUCCGUUCUAGACUGCGAGCAGUCCCUCCAGUCAGUCGAGUCUAAGCUCGGCAGGACUGGAGAGAGCGAAUUGGCCGAGAGGGAAACCGCCUCCUCCCCAGCUUCCCCUCGGCUUUCGCUCGCUUCGCUCGAUUUCCUCGCUCGCGUGACCAUCCUGAGGGACUUCUCGCAGUCUAGAUCCGUUCUGCUAUCCCUUCCUCCAAAGUGGACCCUCUGUUCAUCUCCAACGUGAGUCUACACAGCUCCCUUCUUAGGGAGCUGGCUUCGUCUGCUUCUGAAGGACUCUGGAAUCAACACUAAUAUUUUCAAAGCACACUCUGUGCGUGGAACGUCGAUCACUGCAGCGGCUAAUUCAAAUGUGCCAUUAUCAGAUAUUUUAA
Porites lobata is the source of this 730-nucleotide messenger RNA. The record is from the annotation of a GenBank genome assembly. NCBI's taxonomy places the organism in Eukaryota, Metazoa, Cnidaria, Anthozoa, Scleractinia, Poritidae.